Messenger RNA from Caretta caretta (loggerhead turtle), 6077 nucleotides. RefSeq lists its product as uncharacterized. The record is from RefSeq and is a predicted model, not a curated record. Lineage: Eukaryota; Metazoa; Chordata; Testudines; Cheloniidae.
UGGGAACAGCAGCUCUGCCCAUCCCCACCCCCAGCCUCAGAAAUUCCUGUGAGAGCCCAGCAUGGCCACGGGAACAGCAACUCUGCCCAUCUCCCACCCGUAGCCUGGGAAAUCCCUGUGAGACCCCCAGCACUGACUCCACAGGAACAGCAGCUCUGCCCCUCCCCAAACCCCAGCAUGGCUGCCACAGGAACACAGCUCUGGCCCUCCCCUACCAUGACCACCACGGGAACAGCUGCUGUGCCCCUCCCCCCACCAUGACCACCACAGGAAUAGCAGCUCUCCCCUCCCCACCCCCCCGGGAAAUCUCUGUGAAAGACACACACCUCUCCCCCGGCACAGCUGCCAUGGGAACAGCAGCUCUGCCCAUCUCUACCCCCCAGCCUGGGAAAUCCCUGUGAGACCCCCGGCACAGCCGCCAUGGGAACAGCAGCUCUGCCUGCUGAUUCCCACCCAUGGCACCAGUCUUUUGCCUGCCCUUUCAUGGCAUAGCAAGCGGCAGUGGCCGAUGACCCCUUGGCUUUGUGGGUUUGGCGCUCCUCAGUGCUGUUGAGUCCCUCUGCCCCCUGCUGAUCUGGUGCAAGGGAGAAAGAAGAAACCUACUACUGGUGCCAGCUCCCUAGAAUGAAGUCUCCCCAUUCCCAUCUCCACUGCGCCUACCUCAGUACUUUAGGGCUGGGGUCAUACAAACCCUCUCCCCUCCGGCACGGUUCUUGGGUUGUUUAUUUCCUGCUGGGUCUGGUCAGUGCCUGUCACAUGUUCAUAAAAGUUUCAUUCCUUAAACUCACGUGUUUUCUUGAAGAGCAGCCAUAGUGCUGGUGUCAGCAGAACCAGCAGACUAGCUGGGGCCUGUGGAGGAUAUGGACAGCAGGUGGGGAUCAGUGGGGGAAGGAAGCAGGGCGCCAUUAGAGCUGAGGUUCUGGUCAAUAAUGAUCAGAGCUCAGAGAAUAAUGCCAACCAAUUUCCACACAGAUUAUUUGAAUUUGUGCCUGGGUUUUCUUUGGCCCUGUUCAUGCCCCUUUGUGAUCAUUUGCUCUCAAGCAAUUGGGCUUUACUAUCACAGGUGUCUGUGGAAAUGAAUUUCCAAGUUGCCCAUGUGAGUAAUCCAUUAAACCAGAUUUUAAAUUCAAAGUAAUCGAGCCAAGAAUAAACAAUACCAUGUGACUUACAUGGCCUAGUACAACUAAGGAACACACUUGACAGUUCAGCAAUGGAGUAUUUGCAAUUAAACCAGAGAGUGAAGCAAUUUGAAAAGAUACUCUUUCAACAACCAGUACAUCUGAGGGAAUCAUGAUCUACAUUGCAGAUCUACAUUGCAGGCAAAUAUGCUCAAUUCCUAGAAGAAAUUCAUCAUUAUGAGCUAAUUGCUCAUCUCUUCAGUAUGAGCUAAUUGUUCAUCUCUAGCAAUGAGAUGCAGAGAUAAUGAAUCCUAAACAAUUUUUCCUGUAGUACACAAAAUGCCUGAUCUCGGCUCAUUUCACUUUGAAGCAAGGAAGCGAUGGGGUUUCAGUGCUAUUGAACAAUUCUCAUUGAUCACAAGGAUUUGAGUUUACUGGGUGAUUGGGCAGCACAGAGGCAGGUGAAGUUCAGAACAGAGAGGAAUAAAGUGAAGCACGCUGGAAAGAACACUUUGUGUUAGGUAGACACGCUGAAACGAACUGUAACCACAAAGGAAGAAGGCCGGGGGGUCAUUCUGGUCAGGUUAGUGUAAACAUCCUCUCAAGGCACAGAGAUGGCUUAACACAACCCAGAGGCUGGGCUGCGUUAAAAAGUGUAAAUGGGGUCUGAAUGAGCUCUCCCGUAACCUCUAGAGCUGAGCUGGGGGCGGGGGGGGGGGACAGGGAGGACUUCAGGAGCAGACUGUGUUUGCACUGAUGCCUACUCUGCCUAGGUGGGCAGGAGAUAGAGCUGCUUUGCCAAAGUGAUCAGUUCUGGAUGGUUUUGAGUUACAAAUCACUCUAGUAUUUGAAAGCAGGGGCAAUGAAAUGUUGUUAUCCUGAUUGGACAAGUAAAGGGCAGCAGAACUGUGCUUUGCCUGAUCUGAUUGAAGGGCUCACCCUAUAUUGAACCUCACUUGCUAAGCAGGGGCUAGAGAUGUCAAAUCCCUAUAAAGGGAAAGGGAGGGGCAGGGUUUGUAUGUGAUGUGGACUCUGUUUAAAGAGUUCUAGGCACCAUUUGAUCUUUCCUCCUCCAGGAUUUAAAAACAGAGCUGAUUAGACUCAGUUGAGAGUCAUUAUUUCUGCUCAGCAAUUACCGCAGCUGAAUCCCUGAUAGCCAGUCUAUGGGCUAUGCCUUGGACCUGGUGCUGGGAUAGUAGUGAAAUGAAGGACAAUGCAGAAGCUGUACUGGCAGUGAGGUUCCCUCCUACCCACUGAAAUCACCAAAGACCUGGCUUAAGCGGUGGAACCUCAGAACAUGGUGUCACAGAAGUGGUGGUGAACAUCCAACAGCGGCAGCAAGUAGGCAGAGGCAAGCAGCCAAUUGCAGAGGUGCAUAGCAACUGCAGAGACAUAGCUCAGUGCUCCCCCCUAGCUCCUUUUUUGAAUGUACCUCUGAAUUCUGGGUCUUCGCAUACCGAGGACAGCAACUGUGAGUGAGGUGCAGCGGUGGGGGAGGGGAGUGAGAUGUGUUAAAGGGACAUUCGUUCAUUGGACUUUCCCACUGCAAUGUGGGAAAUUGAGGAAAAGGACACUGCGGUCACAUGCUUGGAAAGUGGUUGUGGUGUUUUCCCAACUUACCACUUGGUUCCUUUUCCAUUCUAAUAAAAGUUCUCUUUUGUUAUACACAGACUCAGUGCUUGCGAGUGGGGCAGUACUACCUCUUAGAGGCACCCAGAGGUAGUGGUCAGUUUUCCCAGAUUCCUGGGUGGAAGCUAUAGCCAGUUCUGUUUUGUAUUGUUAAGAGGGACCCCGAGAUAUUGAACCCAGCCCUUGUUGCUGUUGUCACCGCCUGGCAGAAAGGUUCCAUUAGCCCAGAUAAUGUGACUGCAGAUGAUGGUUCUGUCAGUCGGUAGUGCUGUACGGUGCACUCACAUCUCCAAUUCAUGGUCCAUUUUCAUAAAUUUCAGUCAUAGCAUUUUAAAAAUCUUGAAUUUCACAGUUUCAGAUAUUUAAAUCUUAAAUUUCAUGGUGGUGUAAUAAAACAUAAUAUGUAUUUUAAAAUGGCAAAAUAUAAACAUGUAAAGCCCUUAAGCCUCUGUUUCUCAAACUGGGGGUCCUGACACAAAAGGGGGUUGCAAAGCUAUUGUAGGGGGUUCACAGUAUUGCCACCCUUCCUUCUGCGUUGCCUUCAGAGCUGGGUGGCUUGAGAGCAGCGGCUGCUGGCCAGGUGCCCAGCUCUGAAGACAACACCGAUGCCAGCUGCAGCACAGAAGUAAGGGUGGCAAUAAUGUGACUCCCCCCUACAAUAACCUUGCAACCCCCUUUUAGAUCGGGACACCCAAGUUGAGAAAUGCUGUAUUUUUGUAUACUUUUACCCUGUAGUAUAGAGUAAAAGUAUACAAAAGACCAGAUUUCAUGGGGGAGAUAAGAUUUCACGGUCUGUGACAUGUUUUUUCGUGGCCGUGAAUUUGGUAGGACUCUACACAUGAAGUAUACAGUGGUUCCUGGGGCCGUCCAUUUCUCAAUGGUGAGUCCUGUAUCCUUAUCACUGCAUUUCAUUCCCUGUUCAGAGAAACGGGACUGUGGAUCCUCAGUAUUACAGAGCUCGCCUCCCUCCCUGUGUGUCUGUUGUCAGCUGAGAUCAUCUGAACUGCCCUCACACAUCUAAACAAAAGAACCCCUGGCUCCCACUGGCAGAGCCCCUCAGCCCUUCUCUGUAACCAGGCAGAUUGCCAAAGUACCCGCAUUCACCUCCCCCACCCCUGCCACUCUCACCACAAGCCAUGAAGGAAAGACAGGGCACCCAGAGAAGGUGGCAGUAAAAGUGAAGAGAUGGGACUGGCCAGUAAUACUGUGUUGGUGGGAAGGAGCCAGGGGGUGGCAGAAAUCUCCCUUCAGCCAGAGGAGUCAGUACCCAUGCUCAGGUGAUAUACCCCCUCACUCCCUUCCUGCUCCCAGGUUCCCUACCAGCCCCCAGUCCCCUCUCACUCUCGUCUCCCACCCUCACCUUCCAGUAAUGCCACCUGCUCGAGAACUACAGCCACCAACAGGAUCAACUCGUUCUGGAUUGUUGGGCCGGUCCUCCCAUGUGUCUCUGAGCCUCAGAUGUCUCCGAUCCACAGACAGGAUGAGCCGUGCCUGGAUCCAGAGUCACAUGCACUGGGAAAGAGAGUUGCAGGGUCAGUGUGAGAGGAGAGAUCAGUCAAUGAACUGGAAGGGAAUAAACCUGUCUUCCCCAUUAAUCACUCUUUAAUCCCUAUGUCAGCCUGUCUGGCGCAGCUCAUGGCUGUGAGUAAGUGCCUGCCUCAGGGCAGACUGUCAAAAACAGGGCAGACACCCUUAACUGGUGGUUUGUUCUGUGAUUAGAUUUCUCCAAGCCAGUAACAAAUGUGAACUCCUGGAUCACUAUCAGUCUCGCCUUGGAGUCACAGACAGUCCCCUUAGCCCUGGUCUACACUAGGACUUUAGGUCGAAUUUAGCAGCGUUAAAUCGAUGUAAACCUGCACCUGUCCACAUGAUGAAGCCCUUUAUUUCGACUUAAAAUCGAUUUCCGUACUCCACCCCUGACAAGUGGAUUAAUGCUUAAAUCGGCCUUGCCGAAUUUGGGGUACUGUGGACACAAUUCAACAGUAUUGGCCUCCGGGAGCUAUCCCAGAGUGCUCCAUUGUGACCGCUCUGGACAGCACACUCAACUCAGAUGCACUGGCCAGGUAGACAGGAAAAGAACUGCGAACUUUUGAAUCUCAUUUCCUGUUUGGGCAGCAUGGCAAGCUGCAGGUGACCAUGCAGAGCUCAUCAGCACAGGUGACCAUAAUGGAGUCCCAGAAUCGCAAAAGAGCUCCAGCAUGGACUGAACGGGAGGUACGGGAUCUGAUCGCUGUAUGGGGAGAGGAAUCCGUGCUAUCAGAACUCCGUUCCAGUUUUCGAAAUGCCAAAACCUUUGUGAAAAUCUCCCAGGACAUGAAGGACAGAGGCCAUAACAGGGAUCCGAAGCAGUGCCACGUGAAACUUAAGGAGCUGAGGCAAGCCUACCAGAAAACCAGAGGGGCGAACGGCCACUCUGGGUCAGAGCCCCAAACAUGCUGCUUCUAUGAUGAGCUGCAUGCCAUUUUAGGGGGUUCAGCCACCACUACCCCAGCCAUGUUGUUUGACUCCUUCAAUGGAGAUGGAGGCAACACAGAAGCAGGUUUUGGGGACGAAGAAGAUGAUGAUGAUGAGGUUGUAGAUAGCUCACAGCAAGCAAGCGGAGAAACCGGUUUUCCCAACAGCCAGGAACUGUUUCUCACCCUGGACCUGGAGCCAGUACCCCCUGAACCCACCCAAGGCUGCCUCCUGGACCCGGCAGGUGGAGAAGGGACCUCCGCUGCAUGUGUUUCAAUGAUCACAGGAUCUUCUCCUUCCCAGAGGCUAGUGAAGCUUAGAAAGAAAAAAAAACGCACUCGUGAUGAAAUGUUCUCUGAGCUCAUGCAGUCCUCCCACACUGACAGAGCACAGACAAAUGCGUGGAGGCAAAUAAUGUCAGAGUGCAGGAAAGCACAAAAUGACCGGGAGGAGAGGUGGCGGGCUGAAGAGAGUAAGUGGCGGGCUGAAGACAGGGCUGAAGCUCAGAUGUGGCGGCAGUGUGAUGAGAGGAGGCAGGAUUCAAUGCUGAGGCUGCUGGAGGACCAAACCAGUAUGCUCCAGUGUAUGGUUGAGCUGCAGCAAAGGCAGCUGGAGCACAGACUGCCACUGCAGCCCCUGUGUAACCAACCACCCUCCUCCCCAAGUUCCAUAGCCUCCACACCCAGACGCCCAAGAACGCGGUGGGGGGGCCACCGGCCAACCAGCCACUCCGCCACAGAGGAUUGCCCAAAAAAAAGAAGGCUGGCAUUCAAUAAAUUUUAAAGUUGUAAACUUUUAAAGUGCUGUGUGGCAUUUUCCUUCCCUCCUCCACCACCCCUCCUGGGCUACCUUGGUAGUCAUCCCCCUAUUUGUGUG